CAACAAAAGGUGCCAGCAAAAUGCGGCGGGAUCUGAUCAACGCUGAAAUCUCCAACCUCAGAGACUUGCUUCCUCUGCCACCCUCCACCCGACAGAGACUGUCACAACUACAACUCAUGGCACUUGUCUGCGUCUACGUCAGGAAAAUGAAUUACUUCCAACAAGUGUUCAAGAGUCACGAUUUCAGCUAUCAGUAUCAAGAGCAAGCGACUCCCACACCUAAUAUCGGAUUUUCAAAGGCAAUGAAUGGCUUUAUGAUGAUGAUGACACAAAAUGGGAAACUAUUGUAUAUAUCGGAAAAUGCUGCGGAGUAUCUGGGGCACUCGAUGGAGGAUUUAUUGAUACACGGAGAUAGCGUUUUCGAUAUAAUAGAUAGACAAGAUCACCAAACAGUGCAAUUAGAAUUAAACCGAGGAGGCAACGGCGAGACUGAAAAUGUACCAAAGAAUAGACAUUUCUUCUGUAGAAUGAACGUUUCAAGAAACGCUAGGAGGCAAAUGAGAUUUGGAGACCAAAAAGUAGUUCUUGUGCGGGGUCACUACGUGUCAUAUCUGCCGCUGUGCAGCCGCAACGAGCCGGUGUUUGUGGCGGUGUGCACGCCGCUCGCGAUGCCGGAGACCCGCGAGUGCGUGGUGCACGGAGCCACCAACGUCUUCACUACGCUGCACGCCAUGGACAUGAAGAUACUCCACGUUGACGCCAACGGCGAAUGGUACUUAGGAUGGAACAAAAAUGAACUGAUAGACGUAUCGUGGUAUCAGCUAAUACACUGGGAUAGUCUAAGGGAAGCACAGAGUAAACAUAGAUUAAUAACGCAAUCAGAACAGGAUAAGUGUUGUAUAUUAUUAGUGAAACUUCAACAGAGGAAUGGACAAUAUUUAUGGGUACAUGUCGUUUUGCAAGUCAAGGACGCAGCUGAUGCCCCAAGGCAGUUCAUCGUGGCUACAAACCAAGUACUGAGCGAAGAAGAAGCUUCGAUAAUGCUAGCUAACUCUUGGCUGUACCAAUACUACGGCUAUCAAAACCAGCCCUGUGGGAUUCUAGACCCGAGAUGUCAGAAGUUCUUCAGACGUGAACAGUGCUAUCCGGAAUACCAGGAUUACCCUUACGUGGAGAGCCAAGAAGUGGAAUACCCUGCGUAUCACGUGUCUUCAUACGUGCAUAAAGUUGAUGAGUAUAUGUGUGAGGGUGUGUACACUGAAAGAGGUCCCGUGGACUACUCAACGCAUUCACCGCAGUCUACCGUCAGCGAUGAUAGAUCACCGCAUCAUUACGAUUUGCCAGCCGACAUCGUAGUGAACAGUAAUAUGUACAUGUAUCCUUAUCAAGGCAAGAGGGAAUAUUACGAGCAAUAUCCAAGAAUUAAUUAUCAGGUCACUGAACCUUGCACUAGCACUGCUGUUGAAGCAAUAGACUACCCCGCUCCGAAACGCAUGCGUCUUGCAGCCCCUUUGACGUUAGAAGAAGAGUGUAUGGAGAGAUGGAACCCAAGUCCACCCUGGUCGGAUACCACCCUCAAACUACCGGAUUACGGGCAGAGAUUCACUUACAAUCACAUGAACAAUAUGCAACCCGACAGAGCUAUGGUUACUUAAACUAAUUAAAAUUUAUGCCUAUUUUUGUUACAUUUACUGAGUCGAUUAUUCGAUUAUUAUCAAUUACAAGACCUUUUUUGUGGGUAUUAGCCAAUAAACUUUCAUUUAUAAAUCGAUUUUUAAAUACAUUUGAAUAUAUUUUUAUGCAUUUUUGAAUAAUUUGUACGACACCUUACGCAUAGUAUACCUUACAAAAUUUAUACGAACCAUUCACGUACUGUAUGUGUUUUAUAAAAUUAGUGACGAAAAAUUGUAUUAA
This is a messenger RNA of Bombyx mandarina (wild silkworm), 1854 nucleotides long. Its product is annotated as PAS domain-containing protein cky-1. Lineage: Eukaryota; Metazoa; Arthropoda; Insecta; Lepidoptera; Bombycidae. The record is from RefSeq and is a predicted model, not a curated record. Gene Ontology annotation, biological process: regulation of transcription by RNA polymerase II. Gene Ontology annotation, molecular function: protein dimerization activity; RNA polymerase II transcription regulatory region sequence-specific DNA binding; DNA-binding transcription factor activity, RNA polymerase II-specific.